This is a messenger RNA of Telopea speciosissima, 947 nucleotides long. Its product is annotated as putative pectinesterase/pectinesterase inhibitor 26. NCBI's taxonomy places the organism in Eukaryota, Viridiplantae, Streptophyta, Magnoliopsida, Proteales, Proteaceae. The coding region runs from base 3 to 947 and encodes 314 amino acids. The transcript has a single exon. The record is from RefSeq and is a predicted model, not a curated record. Gene Ontology annotation, molecular function: pectinesterase activity; pectinesterase inhibitor activity.
GGAUGGAUUUCAUCAAAUCCUUAAAGGGCUACGGCAAGGUGGGUGAGAACGACGACCCGGCGUUCCGUCGCAAGCGUCUGCUCAUCGUUGCCGUCUCCGCCGCUUUACUGCUCACAGUCAUCUUCGCAGCGAUCGUUGGUGUUAUCGCACAGAAUAACUACAACGAUGACGAUGACGAUGAAGCAACCUCGACCUCGAACUCGAACUCUCCGUCUUCUUCAUCAUCAACCCCCAAAACCCUCUCCGAUUCCAUCAAAUCCGUGUGCAGCGUUACCCAAUUCCCCAAUUCCUGCUUCUCAAUCCUCUAUUCACUUGAGAAGGGAGUCACUGACAGCAACAAGGCAGUAGAUCCGGAGGUUCUGUUCAAGCUUUCCAUGGAAGCCGCCAUGAACGAGCUCUCUAAGCUAUUGAGCCUGCCGGAAAAUCUGAUCGCCAAGGCCAGCGAGGUCCGAGAAAAGACUCCGCUACUCGACUGCCAGAGUCUUUUCCAAGGAGCCAUCGAUCAGCUCAAUACUUCCAUCUCCUCCAUGAAACCGGGUGAAGAUGGGAAUAAUAAGUUGCUGUCGCCGUCGUUAAUCGACGACAUCACGACGUGGCUGAGCGCCGCCUUAACGGACCUGCAAACCUGCUUGGACGGCCUGGAGGAGACUAAGUCUUCGGCGCUGCCGGAGAUUAAGAACGCGAUGCAGAACUCUACGGAGCUCACCAGCAAUAGCCUCGCCAUCGUCUCCAAGAUCUCCUCCCUCCACCGUCGACGCCGAAAGCUUCUCGGAUUCGGAUUCUCUGAGUGGGUCGUGCCCGUGGACCGCAAGCUGCUUCAGCAGGUGACCGCCAAUCCCACCAGGGAGGUGGUGGGGUCCGCUCGACAGAAGAGCGCAACGAGAUUCGUGAUCCACGUUCAGGAAGGACUGUACGAGGAGAACUCCGUCGUUGACAAGUCCAAGUAA